AUGGGUUACAAAGAGGGUUCAGGGGUGAGCUGCCAGGGAGGCUGUCAGACCUGCUCGGUUUACAAUGGCUGUCUGACCUGCAAACCCAAGCUUUUUAUUCACCUGGAGAGGGGGAUGAGGCAGAUCGGUGUGUGCCUGUCCUGCCCUAAUGGUUUCUACGGCACACGUUCCCCUGACCGGAACGACUGCAUAAAGUGUGGGUCAGAGUGCGACUCAUGCUUUAACAGGAACUUCUGCCUGCGCUGCAGAGCAGGCUCCUACUUGCACAAGGGCAAGUGCAUGGAGAGCUGUCCAGAUGGGCUGGUUUCCAGCGAUACCAUGAAAGAGUGUGUCCCUGCAUGUCCUGCAGACUGCGAAUCCUGUCAGAACAGUGACACAUGUACGAGGUGUGCACCAGGACACUUCUUACUGCAUGGACAAUGUCAUCACGUCUGCCCAGAUGAGUUUGAGCCCAACGACUCAAUGGAGUGCAUCCCGACAGUGCACUGUGAAGUGAGCGAGUGGAAUGAAUGGGGCCCCUGCUCACGCUCAGGUAAAACCUGUGGCUUCAAAUGGGGCGAAGAAACAAGGACCAGGACGGUCCUACAGAAUCCCUCUCCAAUGGGGAGCCCAUGCCCAGCAACUUCUGAAAAGAGGGAAUGCCUUGUAAAAAGAAGAAGAUGUAAGCCAAAAGGUCAGCGGCGGGGAGAGAAGAAAAAACGCUUCAACCUGCAGGAGAAAGAGAACGGCGAGGCCCGUCGAGAGAGGAAGAGAGAACGAGAGAAGGAGACGAUCGACCGAGAGGAUUCAGAAAGCCGGAACAAAACAGAGCACCGUCCCCGGAGGGACCAGAGCAGAGACGCUGGAACAGUAUAGAGAGAUGCUGCUCCUCACUGCUCCUCUGCCUUUCUUUCCCCUAUCAGUCCAUGUCACCCCCUCACCCUCUUAACCCCUCGCCGAGGGGGUGUUGCUGCUACCUGUAUAAUUUAAACGUAUACUGUAUAUGCACAUGAGAGAGGGAGCGCUCGUCAUCCACACCAUUGCAGACAUUGAGGACACCUCGUAAACUUCAGAGGGCACCCGUCAGCCCCCUAUGCGCCCGGUCUGGUGCUGGAUUGAGGCAGAACUGUGUAACGUGGGGCCGUUGCGGAUUGGAAUGAUUUUUUUUUCUUUAAAGGGGGUCCAGGUACAGCGCUGUAUCAUGGUUUGAAUGUAGGUUUUUGAGACAUUAAAGUAGACUUGUUGUAUAAACAUCUGUUUUGUUUUUUUGGGGGGCUGAGUAAAUUAAAAAUGAGCAUGCUUACUGCCACCGCGGACAUUGCCUGCCGCCAGAGGCUGAGAGACUGCAUGU
Cyprinus carpio (common carp) is the source of this 1330-nucleotide messenger RNA. RefSeq names its product R-spondin 3 (gene rspo3). The record is from RefSeq and is a predicted model, not a curated record. NCBI's taxonomy places the organism in Eukaryota, Metazoa, Chordata, Actinopteri, Cypriniformes, Cyprinidae.